This is a messenger RNA of Coregonus sp. 'balchen', 11787 nucleotides long. The record is from the annotation of a GenBank genome assembly. Lineage: Eukaryota; Metazoa; Chordata; Actinopteri; Salmoniformes; Salmonidae.
AUGUGUACGUUAUGUUGGCUAUGACAUGCUGUGUCUGUGGUUUUUGAGUGUCUUAUUGCCUGUUGGUCCACAUAUUUCAUUAUAUUGAUUGUGUUCCCCUUACUCUUUAUAAUAUAUAUGUUUAUAGAUAUGUGUUGUGUAUUUGAUGUAUUGAUGCAGGGCAAAAGUAUUGAUGCAGGGCUCACCCCCUGCUAAAAUAAAGGUUAAAUAAAAUAAGUAAUAGUAAACUUGAGUUCUGACUGUAUCUUUAAAAAUCCUCAAUAGUGGUAGAGACUGACUCAGAUGACCUUUGGGAGCCAACUCCAAAGAGACCACAUUCAAGUCCUCCAUCCCCCACUCAUUCAAACAUCAGAACUGGUUCAUCCAGUCUGACCCCUGCUGCUGUCUCUGGCUCCACACCCACCCCUGCCCGGCCAUCUAGAGGUGUGAAGAGGCCAGCCCAGAAGCGGAGGAGGGCCAGUGCACCAGCAGCAACUACCACCGAGGGAGAGGACCGUUGGCAUACUGUGCUAGAGGAUGAUGUGGAGCCACUUCCACCAACAUUUUGACCUAUAAGGCAGCUAGUACCUCAGCUGGACAUGACUGGAAAGUACAGCCCCCUUCAUCUUUUCCAGACGUUUUUCUCCUUGUCAGUUCUUGGUUCGCUGGUGUCUAACACCAACAAGUAUGGGGCUAAGAAGCAAGCAGGCAAGAAAGAGGAAUAGAAGCCCAUUUCCAUCCAAGACCUAUACUGUUACAUCUCACUGGUCAUUUACAUGGGGCUUGUGAAGUUGAAAAACCUGAAGGACUACUGGAGAAGCUCAAGACUCUACCAACUGCCUUUCCCCACCACUGUCAUGUCUUCUAACAGGUUUCUGACUAUCUCGCGGGCGCUUCAUAUCAGUGACCCACAAGCUGACGACUACAAUGAGAAGAAGAGAGGCACAGCAAGCUUUGAUAGGCUCUGCAAAAUCAAACCUCUCUACUCCAGCAUUGCUUGGAAAAUUCCAGAAAAUGAUGUCAUGGCUUUAGAAGCUUCUGAUAAGCUAAUUGACAUCAUUUGAGUCAAUUGGUGUGCCUGUGGAUGUAUUUCAAGGCCUACCUUCAAUCUCAGUGCCUCUUUGCUUGACAUCAGGGGAAAAUCAAAAUAAAUCAGCCAAGACCUCAGAACAUAAAUUGUAGACCUCCACAAGUCUAGUUCAUCCUUGGGAGCAAUUUCCAAACGCCUGAAGGUACCACGUUCACCUGUACAAACAAUAGUACGCAAGUAUAAACACCAUGGGACCACGCAGUCGUCAUACCGCUCAGGAAGGAGACGCGUUCUGUCUCCUAGAGAUGAACGUACUUUGGGGUGAAAAGUGCAAAUCAAUCCCAGAACAACAGCAAAGGACCUUGUGAAGAUGCUGGAGGAAACAGGUACAAAAGUAUCUAUAUCCACAGUAAAACGAGUCCUAUAUCGACAUAACCUGAAAGGCCGCUCAGCAAGGAAGAAGCCACUGCUCCAAAACCGCCAUAAAAAAGCCAGACUACGGUUUGCAACUGCACAUUGGGACAAAGAUCGUACUUUUUGGAGAAAUGUCCUCUGGUCUGAUGAAACAAAAAUAGAACUGUUUGGCCAUAAUGACCAUCGUUAUGUUUGGAGGAAAAAGGGGGUUGCUUGCAAGCUGAAGAACACCAUCCCAACCGUGAAGCACAGGGGUGGCAGCAUCAUGCUGUGGGGGUGCUUUGCUGCAGGAGGGACUGGUGCACUUCACAAAAUAGAUGGCAUCAUGAGGAAGGAAAAUUAUGUGGAUAUAAUGAAGCAGAAUAUCAAGACAUUAGUCAGGAAGUUAAAGCUUGGUCGCAAAUGGGUCUUCCAAAUGGACAAUGACCCCAAGCAUACUUCCAAAGUUGUGGUAAAAUGGCUUAAAGACAACAAAGUCAAGGUAUUGGAGUGGCCAUCACAAAGCCCUGACCUCAGUCCUAUUGAAAAUGUGUGGGCAGAACUGAAAAAGCGUGUGCGAGCAAGGAGGCCUACAAACCUGACUCAGUUACACUAGCUCUGUCAGGAGGAAUGGGCCAAUAUUCACACAACUUAUUGUGGGAAGCUUGUGGAAGGCUACCCGAAAUGGUUAACCUAAGUUAAACAAUUUAAAGGCAAUGCUACCAAAUACUAAUUGAGUGUAUGUAAACUUCUGAUUCACUGGGAAUGUGAUGAAUGAAAUAAAAUCUGAAAUAAAUUAUUCUCUCUACUAUUAUUCUGACAUUUCACAUUCUUAAAAAUAAAGUGGUGAUCCUAACUGACCUAAAACAGGGAAGUUUUACUAGGAUUACAUUUCAGGAAUUGUGAAAAACUGAAUUUAAAUGUAUUCGGCUAAGGUGUACAGUGAGGGAAAAAAGUAUUUGAUCCCCUGCUGAUUUUGUACGUUUGCCCACUGACAAAGAAAUGAUCAGUUUAUAAUUUUAAUGGUAGGUUUAUUUGAACAGUGAGAGACAGAAUAACAAAACAAAAAUCCAGAAAAACGCAUGUCAAAAAUGUUAUAAAUUGAUUUGCAUUUUAAUGAAGGAAAUAAGUAUUUGACCCCCUCUCAAUCAGAAAGAUUUCUGGCUCCCAGGUGUCUUUUAUACAGGUAACGAGCUGAGAUUAGGAGCACACUCUUAAAGGGAGUGCUCCUAAUCUCAGUUUGUUACCUGUAUAAAAUACACUUGUCCACAGAAGCAAUCAAUCAAUCAGAUUCCAAACUCUCUACCAUGGCCAAGACCAAAGAGCUCUCCAAGGAUGUCAGGGACAAGAUUGUAGACCUACACAAGGCUGGAAUGGGCUACAAGACCAUCGCCAAGCAGCUUGGUGAGAAGGUGACAACAGUUGGUGCGAUUAUUCGCAAAUGGAAGAAACACAAAAUAACUGUAAAUCUCCCUCUGCCUGGGGCUCCAUGCAAGAUCUCACCUCGUGGAGUUGCAAUGAUCAUGAGAACGGUGAGGAAUCAGCCUAGAACUACACGGGAGGAUCUUGUCAAUGAUCUCAAGGCAGCUGGGACCAUAGUCACCAAGAAAACAAUUGGUAACACACUACGCCGUGAAGGACUGAAAUCCUGCAGCGCCCGCAAGGUCCCCCUGCUCAAGAAAGUACAUAUACAGGGCCAUCUGAAGUUUGCCAAUGAACAUCUGAAUGAUUCAGAGGAGAACUGGGUGAAAGUGUUGUGGUCAGAUGAGACCAAAAUCGAGCUCUUUGGCAUCAACUCAACUCACCGUGUUUGGAGGAGAAGGAAUGCUGCCUAUGACCCCAAGAACACCAUCCCCACCGUCAAACAUGGAGGUGGAAACAUUAUGUUUUGGGGGUGUUUUUCUGCUAAGGGGACAGGACAACUUCACCGCAUCAAAGGGACGAUGGACGGGGCCAUGUACCGUCACAUCUUGGGUGAGAACCUCCUUCCCUCAGCCAGGGCAUUGAAAAUGGGUCGUUGAUGGGUAUUCCAGCAUGACAAUGACCCAAAACACACGGCCAAGGCAACAAAUGAAUGGCUCAAGAAGAAGCACAUUAAGGGCCUGGAGUGGCCUAGCCAGUCUCCAGACCUUAAUCCCAUAGCAAAUCUGUGGAGGGAGCUGAAGGUUCGAGUUGCCAAACGUCAGCCUCAAAACCUUAAUGACUUGGAGAAGAUCUGCAAAGAGGAGUGGAACAACAUCCCUCCUGAGAUGUGUGCAAACCUGGUGGCCAACUACAAGAAACGUCUGACCUCUGUGAUUGCCAACAAGGGAAUUGCCACCAAGUCCUAAAUCAUGUUUUGCAGAGGGGUCAAAUACUUAUUUCCCUCAUUAAAAUGCAAAUCAAUUUAUAACAUUUUUGACAUGCGUUUUUCUGGAUUUUUUUGUUGUUAUUCCAUCUCCCACUGUUCAAAUAAACCUACCAUUUAAAUUAUAGACUGAUCAUGUCUUUGUCAGUGGGCAAACGUACAAAAUCAGCAGGGGAUCAAAUACUUUUUUCCCUCACUGUAUGUAAACUUCCGACUUCAACUGUAUGCAUAACAAGCCAACAAAGAGUGGUUACAAACAGUUUGUUUUGGCCGAUUCUGUGUGUGCCUACACUUGGAAUUGUUUUGUUUACGAGGGUAAAUCCAUCUCAGCCACAGGUAAGGGACUUAGUUAUGAUUCCGUUAUGGAAUUUUUGGAUUUUCCACUGCUGGGGAUGGGCCACAAACUAUUUGUGGACAACUUUUACACAAGCCCUACCCUGUUUACAGACCGGAGGAAGCUGAAUGUAUUGUCUUGUGGCACCAAUCGUCCCAACAGAGUGGGUGUUCCCAAAAUGAAAGUAAACGACAUGCCUAAGAGAGCUGAUAGGGGUACCAUGCGAUGAAUUCGUAAAGAUGACCUGCUCUUUGUAAAGUGGAUGGAUACCAGAGAGGUGGUCAUGUGUUCCAGUAUCCACAAAUCGUACAGUGGCAAUCACGUCAGCAGGUCGUUUGAAGGAUGCUAAUGGGGCAUGGACCAAGAAACAUUUCCCCAUUCCAGCUGCUGUAAAGGAUUACAACAAGGGCAUGGGAGGUGUGGACCUGUCAGACGUGCUGAUAGGCUACUACAAUGUUUUCCACAAGACAAUGAAAUGGUACAAGACAACUGAGAUUCUAUCACUUCAUCGGCAUUGCUGUGGUGAAUGCAUUCAUCCACCAGAAGGAAAUGGCUAAGAGCUGUGGACAGACCCCCAUGACACAGCUAGCCUUCAGAGAGCUGCUCAUCCAGGAGCUUCCUGACUAUGGCACAAAGUCCACUGCAGCACCUUCUGUCCCCUCUACCUCUGUCCCCUCUACUCCUGCCACCAGUGGUGUUCACCUGCCAAAAUACACUGCUCAAAAAAAUUAAAGGGAACACUUAAACAACACAUCCUAGAUCUGAAUGAAUGAAAUAAUCUUAUUAAAUACUUUUUUCUUUACAUAGUUGAAUGUGCUGACAACAAAAUCACACGAAAAUUAUCAAUGGAAAUCAAAUGUAUCAACCCAUGGAGGUCUGGAUUUGGAGUCACCCUCAAAAUUAAAGUGGAAAACCACACUACAGGCUGAUCCAACUUUGAUGUAAUGUCCUUAAAACAAGUCAAAAUGAGGCUCAGUAGUGUGUGUGGCCUCCACGUGCCUAUAUGACCUCCCUACAACGCCUGGGCAUGCUCCUGAUGAGGUGGCGGAUGGUCUCCUGAGGGAUCUCCUCCCAGACCUGGACUAAAGCAUCUGCCAACUCCUGGACAGUCUGUGGUGCAACGUGGCGUUGGUGGAUGGAGCGAGACAUGAUGUCCCAGAUGUGCUCAAUUGGAUUCAGGUCUGGGGCACGGGCGGGCCAGUCCAUAGCAUCAAUGCCUUCCUCUUGCAGGAACUGCUGACACACUCCAGCCACAUGAGGUCUAGCAUUGUCUUGCAUUAGGAGGAACCCAGGGCCAACCGCACCAGCAUAUAGUCUCACAAGGGGUCUGAGGAUCUCAUCUCGGUACCAAAUCAGGCUACCUCUGGCGAGCACAUGGAGGGCUGUGCGGCCCCGUAAAGAAAUGCCACCCCACACCAUGACUGACCCACCACCAAACCAGUCAUGCUGGAGGAUGUUGCAGGCAGCAGAACGUUCUUCAUGGCGUCUCCAGACUCUGUCAUGUCUGUCACAUGUGCUCAGUGUGAACCUGCUUUCAUCUGUGAAGAGCACAGGGCGCCAGUGGCAAAUUUGCCAAUCUUGUUGUUCUCUGGCAAAUGCCAAACGCCCUGCACGGUGUUGGGCUGUAAGCACAACCCCCACCUGUGGACGUCAGGCCCUCAUACCACUCUCAUGGAGUCUAUUUCUGACCGUUUGAGCAGACACAUGCACAUUUGUGGCUGCUGGAGGUCAUUUUGCAGGGCUCUGGCAGUGCUCCUCCUGCUCCUCCUUGCACAAAGGCGGAGGUAGCAGUCCUGCUGCUGGGUUGUUGCCCUCCUACGGCCUCCUCCACGUCUCCUGAUGUACUGGCCUGUCUCCUGGUAGCGCCUCCAUGCUCUGGACACUACACUGACAGACACAGCAAACCUUCUUGCCACAGCUCGCAUUGAUGUGCCAUCCUAGAUGAGCUGCACUACCUGAGCCACUUGUGUGGGUUGUAGACUCCGUCUCAUGCUACCACUAGAGUGAAAGCACCACCAGCAUUCAGAAGUGACCAAAACAUCAGCCAGGAAGCAUAGGAACUGAGAAGUGGUCUGUGGUCACCACCUGCAGAACCACUUCUUUAUUGGGGGUGUCUUGCUAAUUGCCUAUAAUUUCCACCUGUUGUCUAUUCCAUUUGCACAACAGCAUGUGACAUUUAUUGUCAAUCAGUGUUGCUUCCUAAGUGGACAGUUUGAUUUCACAGAAGUGUGAUUGACUUGGAGUUACAUUGUGUUGUUUAAGUGUUCCCUUUAUUUUUUUGAGCAGUGUACAUAACUGCAGACCUGAAUGUGCCUCAGGGCCAAAAGAGCACAGCAGGAAGGCGUCGUUGUACUCUGUGCCACAAUCUCCCAUCACCUGCACUACUUGUGCUGUUACCCUCUUCUUCACAGCAGAAAGAGACUGCUAUGGGACUUGGCAUCAGCAGAACAAUCUUGUGUAGAGGACUGUGGGUGUUCUAAAUACUCUAAUUGUAAAUAGUGUGUAAAUAGUUUUUUUUUUUCACUUUGUGUGUGGCUUGUGGUGUGUGCACUUAUUACAUUAGAUCAGUGUUGGCUGCUAACUUGGCCCUUAUCUGAAAUAGUUAACUUCUGUGUUGGGAGGCAUUGGAUCAGCGUUCUCGCCGCGUCUCCUGUUAGUACCUUUUAUGUAGGGAAGCUAAUGAUCCAUCAUGCAUGACAUUCCUGGGAGUGUGUAAAUUUAAAUGUUUAUUACCAUAGCAUUUUUGUAUGUUCUCUAUAGUUAUGUACUUUAAAAUGUAUCAAUUGACCAAUUCAGCCACUUGGGUACAUUUGGGCAAACUCGUGAGGGACACCUGGGAGACUUCAUACUAAAUAGUAUGUAGCUCUCUCAUUCUUGAAUGUAUCCAUCUGAAAUUUGCACACAAACUGUUGCCCUGUUGUGGACAACAUCUAAUUUUGAAUUUCAAAUAUGAUGGAUCAAAAAUAAAAAUAGAAACGCAUGUUUUUUUGUUUGAUCUUUGACCAGAUCUAUUGUGUUAUAUUCUCCUACAUUAGUUUCACAUCUCCACAGACUUCAGUGUUUCCUUUCAAAUAGUAUCAAGAAUAUGCAUAUCCUUGCUUCAGGUCCUGAGCUACAGGCAGUUAGAGUUGGGCAUGUCAUUUUAGGCAGAUAUUGAGAUGAAGGGUCCUAUCCAGAAGAGGUUAACAUAAUAGCUACACUCACCGACACAGGAUAAACUAUCCCUCAUGCUGGCCCUGACCAAACCAGUCAGUUUCCCCUCACUAUAGCUCCACUUCUCCACAUGGCCAGACUUAUUGUGGUCUUCUCCCCUUUUAAUGCUCAUCCUUGAAAAAUGCCAUAAGGUCUGAAUUAGGCACCAAAGUAGACAUACUGUACAAACAAUUAUCUAGGCUAAGUAAAAUAAAAUUAUGUUUUGAUAUACUGCUCUGCUUACUAGCUAGCUAAAGUGUAGUCAGUGUCUUGCUAAGACCGAGAAAGGGGAUGUAAGAAGUUCAGUGCUGGUGAACAGUAGCUGACAGUGUCGGCUAGGGAUGACGUGCAGGAGCUUCUGAAACCGCCAAACAGCCUACUCGACCACUCUGAGGCGUCCGCAUGGUCCUAAAGCACACGGAUGGCACUUUUUGUAUCUCAGUACAGUUAUAUAUCUUGGAGGGACAAAAAUGCAAUUUCAGAAUGUUUGGGAGUCAUGUCCCCCCCCCGUCCCCAGUGAAAGUUGCGCCCCUGGUUCUAUAUUAUCUCAUGACAACACUGCUUCUUUUCUCUCUUCAUAUUAUGAGCUGUAUCCUUCUUUUCCUUGUAUUGAAUUUCACUUUAAAACCACUCUUUCACUCUCUUCUAGCCAUCAGUGUGGGGGUCCCUGCCCCCCCUCCCAUCCCUGAGAAGGCCCCUGCCCCGAGGAACCUCACCGAAGAGACCGUACAGCCCCCUGUUGCCCCCUUUGACAACCCAACUGACCAUUCUCACACACCCAAUACUGCAGUCCUCAUACACAAAGCUCCCACCACCACCACCACCCCCACCCCACCCCACACACACCUGUCCACCACACCACUCCAUCGAGCCAUUCCCUUCAUCCCUCCACCCAUCAUCCCAAAACCCACUCACCCACCACCACCGAUUCCCCAGCUAAACCAGCCCCUACUAGGCCUGAGACCACCACUAACACCACCUCUGCCCCCCAGCCCAGCUCAACCCCCAGCCCUAACCCAGAGACCUCUACCCAGCCUAAACAGCCCCUCAGUCCUCAUCCUACAACCACUACCACCACCUCUCCCCCAGCUGAACCUACAUCUGAGUCCCAGCCCCAGACCUCCAGCACCACCCAGCUUCCCCCGGCCUCCACCCCAGCCAGCAGCCCUCCAGCCCAGGCUAAAACACACGCCAACACCCCCUCUCAGCUCAAUAUGGUGAAUGGUGAGUAGAUGGUUUCUUUGUGCGGUCAUGCAUGUGUGUGUGUGUGUGUGUGUGUGUUAUGUUGCUAUGGGAGAGUGUUUUGUUAUUUGUUAUCAAACAGCAGCAGCCACAGAACAGCCUCAAAGUGUCGGGCAUGGACUACAAGGUGUCGAAAGCGUUCCACAGGGAUGUUGACCCAUGUUGACUCCAAUGCUUCCCACAGUUGUGUCAAGUUGUCUGGGUGUCCUUUGGGUGGUGGACCAUUCUUGAUACACACGGAAAACUGUUGAGUGUGAAAAACCCAGCAACGUUGCAGUCCUUGACACACUCCAUGUCUCAAUUGUCUCAAGGCUUAAAAAUCCUUCUUUAACCGGUCUCCUCCCCUUCAUCUACAAUGAUUUGAAGUGGAUUUAACAAGUGACAUCAAUAAGGGAUCAUAGCUUUCACCUGUAUUCACCUGGUCAGUUUAUGUCAUGGAAAGAGAAAGUUCUUCAUGUUUUGUAUACUCAGUAUAUACAGCGCAUUCGGAACGUUUUCAGACCCCUUGACUUUACAGCCUUAUUCUAAAAUUGAUUAAAAACUAAAAAAAUCCCUCAUCAAUUUACACACAAUACCCUAUAAUGACAAAGUGAAACUUUUUUUUUGUGCAGAUGGAUUAAAAAUAAAAAACGGAAAUACCUUAUUUACAUAAGUAUUCAGACCCUUUGCUAUGAGACUCAAUAUGUAGCUCAUGUGCAUCCUGUUUCCAUUGAUAAUCCUUGAAAUGUUUCUACAACUUGAUUGGAGUCCACCUGUGGUAAAUUCAAUUGAUUGGACAUGAUUUGGAAAGGCACACACCUGUCAAUAUAAGGUCCCACAGUUGACAGUGCAUGUCAGAGCAAAAACCAAGCCAUGAGGUCAAAGGAAUUGUCCGUAGAGCUCCGAGACAAGAUUGUGUCGAGGCACAAAUCUGGGGAAGGGUACCAAAAAAUGUCUGCAGCAUUGAAGGUCCCCAAGAACACAGUGGCCUCCAUCAUUUUUAAAUGGAAGAAGUUUAGAACCACCAAGACCUAGAGCUGGCUGCCCGGCCAAACUGAGCAAUCAGGGGAGAAGGGCCUUGGUCAAGAACCCAAUGGUCACUCUCUGACAGAGCUCCAGAGUUCCUCUGUGGAGAUGGGAGAACCUUCCAGAAGAACAACCAUCUCUGCAGCACUCCACCAAUCAGGCCUUUAUGGCAGAGUGGCCAGAUGGAAGCCACUCCUCAGUAAAAGGCCCACUUGGAGUUUGCCAAAAGGCACCUAAAGGACUCUCAAACCAUGAGAAACAAGAUUCUCUGGUCUGAUGAAACCAAGACUUCAACCCGAUGGACCAUCUCUUGAGAGACCUAAAAAUAGCUGUGCAGCGACGCUCCCCAUCCAACCUGACAGAGCUUGAGAGGUUCUGCAGAGAAGAAUGGGAGAAACUCUAAAUACAGGUGUGCCAAGCUUAUAGCGUCAUACCCAAGAAGACUCGAGGCUGUAAUCGCUGCCAAAGGUGCUUCAACAAAGUACUGAGGAAAGGGUCUGAAUACUUAUGUAAAUGUCAUAUUUUAAAAAUGUGUGGUAUUGUGUGUAGAUUGAUGAGGGAAAAAAACAAUUUAAUCAAUUUUAGAAUAAGGCUGUAACGUAAUAAAAUGUUGAAAAAUUCAAGGGGUCUGAGUACUUUCCGAAUGCACUGUAUAUAUUGUCAAAUAAAUAUAUAAUUGUAUUUCAAAACUAACAGUAAACAAUGUUUUAUAGCUUAUUAUAGUUAACAUUAGCUAGCUAACUAGAGCGUGAAAAACCCAGCAGAGUUGCUGUUCUUAACACACAAACCGGUGGGUCGGGCACCUACUACCAUACCCAGUGCUUAAUUUGGGAUCCCGGCACCUCUCAGUUUUGGACUGUUUUGUUCCAGAACCCAUUUGCAUGGAACCGGUACCUCACGUAGCAUGAAAAAUAAUUUUCACUCUUUGCUAUGUAAAAAUGAUAAUAAAAGCAAUCAGAGUUAAUUAAAGUAGCCUCCUCUGUAAUUCUCCUGUCCCCUAAAAAACGUAAUUUGAAAACGUGCCUGAUAUUCUAAUAAUUCAUUUGUGUUGGGCCGGCUCGGGUUUAUGGUUUGCGCAACAUUGUAGCCUAUAUAGACCAACCGUGGCCAUUGCUGUGGUGAGAGAGAGACAGAGAGAAGUGCCCGCCUGUAUCUCUCACAGAACUAGAAUCUCUCUCCCUCUCUCUGCUCUGAUAGACAUAAGCCUGCAACUCUCAUCUCUCCAACGUUGCACUUAAUCAUUAGUUCCUUGAAGAAUCAUAGCUUAGCCGCUGGAAGGGUGCUGGAGGUGCUGCAGCACCCCUGAUGAAUUGAAAUACAUUUGCCAAAGUUAUAGAAUUACUGCUGUCUGUUCAGAAAGAAAUUAUAGGCCUAUAAUUUAGCCACAGAGGAUCAAUGGCAUAUAUAUUUUUUUAUGUGUGCAGCCCGAUCACAAGGCAAGCCUACAGUCGGGAACGCGCAGCAAAUCUGUCAGUGAACAGCAUGCAGCCAAAAUAGGCCUUUCGCAAUAUUUCAAAUUGGAACACAGAUUGGAAAGCAAAUGGCUCCUGCUGAAAAGAGAACUAAUCUAUCUGUAGGCUACCAAAUAUGUUAUCAACUUCCAAAUAUGCCUAUUGAGCGAAGAGCAUUGUUUUAAAACGAGAGAGACAUGCUUUUGGCAAGAAUGCAUCGGUCAUCGCCGGUGAGUGAGCUGCACAUCACCCUCAGAAUGGCACACAUACAAAAUCCACAUCUCAAUUGUCUCAAGGCUUAAAUAUCCUUUACCUGGUCAGUCUAUGUCAUGAAAGAGCAGGUGUUCCUUAUGUUUUAUACACUCAAUGUAUGUUGUACUGUAUAUGUGUAUAUAUAGUAUAUGUUCCCCUAACCCCAGCAGGGGAGCCAGUGUUCCAUAAUGGCGCUCCUGCCCUGGACCCUCUCCUAGCUGGACUAGUGUCAGCCUUCACUGUCACUGCAGCCAUCAUCACCCUGCUCCUCUUCAUCAAACUGCGACGACGGGACCAACGGCCUGAGUUCCUCAGGCUCCAGGACCUGCCUAUGGUGAGACAGUAGAACACAAGUGGUUAGGUGAAGAGUUAGCGUAAUGCUUAACAGUAAUGAGACCUGAAGACUUGUGAUAGCGUUAGGCUUGUUUUGUGAGCUAUUACGCUAAGUAGGCAUUGUUAGCAUUUACUUCACUCACCGCCUAUCAUCCUGCUGACAUCCUUUGCCAUCCCUGUUUAGGAUGAUAUGAUGGAGGAUACUCCCCUGUCCAUGUACAGCCUCUGA